AUGAGUCGUCUUGAAAACACAUUGACGACACCCGUGCACGUCCUUGGGGAUGCCACGUAUGCCGUGCAAGGCGAUGUCUGCGGCGUCCACGGCACUGGCUGUCCGCGCACCGGCGACGUAGCCAUCGCAGACUGCACUCCCUUUCUACCGAGCUACGUGCCCAGCGUCGGUUGCAUCAUGUCGUCCAACACCACGUGCAGCAUCAUUGCUUCCGUCAUGGACAGCAGCUCGGUUAGCUACUACGCUUGCGUGUUCCCGGUCGGUGGCGAGGCUCCCCGUGUCGUUGACAAAUUUGCCUCUCGCCCGAUCGACAAGACCGCUGCGCCGACGCCACCAACGGCCACCCAUGCAACGAUGAUCCUCGUCAUUUCCGUAGCGUGUGCUUGUUGUCUUGCACUUGCGAUCGUUGUCGUCUUGAUCAUGAAGGCCAAGGCCCAGCGCACCAGUCGCCAGCAAGCGGCUCAAGCGCGCGCAAUCGUCGACCAAGCGCUCGUUCCAUCGAGCGACGACGAGAGCGGUGGCGAAGUCAUUCUUGUUUGA
Messenger RNA from Saprolegnia parasitica CBS 223.65, 540 nucleotides. RefSeq lists its product as hypothetical. Lineage: Eukaryota; Oomycota; Saprolegniomycetes; Saprolegniales; Saprolegniaceae. The record is from RefSeq and is a predicted model, not a curated record. The transcript has a single exon. Bases 1 to 540 code for a protein of 179 amino acids.